This is a messenger RNA of Daucus carota subsp. sativus, 1307 nucleotides long. RefSeq names its product trans-anol O-methyltransferase 1. The transcript is spliced from 4 exons. Gene Ontology annotation, biological process: methylation. The record is from RefSeq and is a predicted model, not a curated record. The coding region runs from base 56 to 1126 and encodes 356 amino acids. Lineage: Eukaryota; Viridiplantae; Streptophyta; Magnoliopsida; Apiales; Apiaceae. Gene Ontology annotation, molecular function: S-adenosylmethionine-dependent methyltransferase activity; O-methyltransferase activity; protein dimerization activity.
UAACUCUAUAAAUAAGCACCUCCAAAGGACUUACCAAAGACAAGAAAACAGAGCCAUGGCAUCACAUGAUCAAGAAGCCUUCUUGACUGCAAUGCAGAUAGUGAAUUCUUCGACGGUUCACGGGGUCUUAAGUGCCCUCUUUGAGCUCAGUGUCUUUGACAUUGUUGCGCAGAAAGCUGGCUACAAUGGCUACCUGCAUCCUGAUGAAAUCGCUGCCAGCCUUCCCACGAAGAACCCUGAGGCCUCGGAAAUGCUUGAUCGUAUGCUUCGCUUGCUGGCUAGCCACGAUAUCGUUAAAUGCAAGCUUGUGAAGGAUAGUGGCAAUGCUCUUCUGACAAGGGCCUAUGGCCUGACACCGAUCUCUCGGUAUUUUGUUCAGGGUGUGGCUGGACCUUGUCUGGUUCCUUAUCAUCAAUUCAUUCAUCACAGAGAAAUGCAGAAUUGUUGGUAUAAACUCAAAGAUUCAAUCCUUGAUGGAGGGAUUCCGUUUAAUCUAUCUCAUGACGGAGCCAAUGUGUUUGAGUACCUAGAGAAAGAUAAACAUCUCGCGAGUCUCUUGAGCGAAGCAAUGGAUAAAUCUAUCGCUACUUCCAUGGACAUUCUUCUAAAGAUGUACAAAGGAUUCGAGGGAGUGAAACAAGUGGUGGAUGUUGGGGGUGCUCAUGGCGCAACUCUAAGUUGCAUUGUUUCUCUGAACCCUCAUGUCAAGGGCAUCAAUUUCGACUUGCCUCAUGUGGUUAAAGAUGCACCUAAGUUGCCAGGUAUUGAUCAUGUCGGAGGAGAUAUGUUUGUAUCUGUGCCUAAAGGAGAUGCUGUGGUGCUUCAGAGGGUACUUCAUGACUGGACCGACGAAGAAAGCGUGAAGAUUUUGAAGAAGUGUUAUGAAGCCAUACCAGAUUACGGCAAAGUGGUUAUCAUAGAGAUGAUACAUUCAGAGCUCCCGGAAACUGAUGUCAUUGCCAAGAACACGUCUCAGGUGGAUAUACGAAUGAUGGUUGUAACCCAUGGCGGAAAAGAGAGGACUGCCAAAGAAUUUCAAAUGCUGGGAAAAGAAGCAGGGUUUGCAAGCUCCAGGUAUAUAUGCGGGGCAGAUUUAUACGGUGUUGUUGAGUUGUACAAGAAAUGAAUCUGCACAAUCUUUCCCAGAGUAGCACAACGCAACUCUGUUGCGCUUAUUUGGUUGUAAUAAUUUUGUCACACGUUUCCGCAUGUCAUGUAAUCAGAUUGUAUCAAGAACGCCAUUUCUUGAACAAUCAUAUGCACUAAUUCUGCUGAUUGAACAAUAAAAUUCUCAGUUUUUCGCUUUA